Messenger RNA from Mycosarcoma maydis (corn smut), 3537 nucleotides. RefSeq lists its product as uncharacterized. Gene Ontology annotation, biological process: phosphatidylinositol dephosphorylation. Lineage: Eukaryota; Fungi; Basidiomycota; Ustilaginomycetes; Ustilaginales. The transcript has a single exon. The record is from RefSeq and is a predicted model, not a curated record. Bases 1 to 3537 code for a protein of 1178 amino acids. Gene Ontology annotation, cellular component: membrane; cytoplasm. Gene Ontology annotation, molecular function: phosphatidylinositol-3,5-bisphosphate 5-phosphatase activity; phosphatidylinositol-4,5-bisphosphate 5-phosphatase activity.
AUGCACGUCUACUUGCAGGAUGCGCCUCGCGUGAUCGCACUCGUCUCGGGUGACAUUGACGCAUCCACCAACGGCUACGCAUCCGAAAAGCUCGCUUCUGCAACAGCCAUCCUCAUCUCGACGCAAGUAAAUCCAAUCCAAAACGACAAUGCAUCGGUGCUCGCAGGUUCCCAUGCGGCCAAUCCCGUUUCCACCGCCAAGGCAGUAGUAGAAGUCGUCAAGGAGCAAGAAAUACAAGCCCUCACGCUACAAAGGCUCACUGCAAAGUCCAUAUACGGGUCUCUUGGCCUCAUCAAUGUCGGCCAGGACCUCUUCGUGGCUGUUGUCACCUCGGCCCAGGAGGUCGGCGCAAUUCGACCAGGCGAGACGGUGAUGCGCAUUACUUCGGUCUCCUUCUACUGCGUCAAUCGCUCGACAUGGGACGAAACGCUUAUAUCGGAAGCUCCAGGCUCGCAGCCGGAGAUGCACGACUCGUAUGGGCCGGGUCAUGAAGGUGCUGUCACCCAGCCAAGUGUCUACGAGCAUCCGUGCACCAGUCUGAAGAAGUUUUUGGGCACUGGCACUUUCUACUUUGCCCAGGGCGGAACCUUCGAUCUUUCGACUCGCCUCAGUAAACGGCUUGCCGAUGCCGCCAGGGCACAAAAGUCGGGUCACGACAUUGCGCAGUACGACGGACGCUUUGUAUGGAACAAUUACAUGAUCGAACCGCUCAUUCACUUUCGCGAACGACUCGACAGAGCCCAUCGUGCUAGAUUGGACGAUGGCUGCUUCCUGCUACUGGCGAUACAAGGAUUUGUAGGCACUUUCAAGGUGCCUCUUUCUCCAGCAAGUGAACCAACGUUUGGAGCUUCUCCUGCAGCUUCGGCGACCAUAGCAACUCUGGCCUUGAUCAGUCGUCUCAGCUGGAAGAGGGCAGGUACACGCUUCAACACCCGCGGAGUUGACGAUGACGGCAAUGUUGCCAACUUUGUCGAGACCGAGACGCUCUUCAGCAACGGUAACGUCACAUUUGCCUAUGACCAAGUCCGUGGCUCGGUCCCACUCUUCUGGGAGCAGCAAGGCCUUCAAGCCUUCAACGCAAAAAUCCAGAUCACUCGCUCGCGUGGCGCUUCGCAGCCCGCCUUCGAUCGCCACUUUGCUGACCUUAUUUCUCACUACUCUCGUAUUCAUGCCAUCAAUCUUCUAGGCACACGCGAUGCAGAGACGGUCCUCACUUCAGCUUACGCAGAGCACAUGCGACACAGUGCGGCGGAAAAGAUAGCUGUCCUUCCUCCGGACGAAUCAGCUUCAUUGAAGGACGACGUUGUCCUAGAUGACGGUUCCGAGCGCCUCGGCCUGACCAAUUUCGACUUCCAUACAGUUUCACGUAACACGGGUGGCAUUGAUGGUGUCCGCAGUGAUCUCCGCUAUCUCGGUCCUGUGCAGCUUAAGCGCAAGGCAUUCGGGUAUUCGGUCAUUGACUCGGCCACCGGCCAGGUGCUUCGGCGCCAAAAGGGCAUCUUUCGGACCAACUGCCUCGACUGCCUGGACCGCACGAAUGUGAUCGAAGAUAUGCUCUCACGCUCCAUGCUGGACACGAUGUUCGAAGCUGCUGCGAAUCGCGACACCUCCUACCAAGCAUUUCAAGACCCGAAUCAUUCGAUCUGGGUCUCUCAUCGUGUGCUCUGGGCAGAAAAUGGCGAUGCGCUCUCCAAGAUCUAUGCUGGCACAGGCGCUCUCAACACAAGCUUCACCAGAACCGGCAGGAAGACGCUCGGCGGUCUUCUAAGCGACGCAGCAAAGAGUGCAGGUCGAAUGUACAUCAACAAUUUCCAGGACAAGAACAAGCAAAACGUCAUCGAUGCGCUCCUCGGUAACAUGGCCAAUCAAAAACCGGUGACUGUGUUCGAUCCUGUGCUUGAAAGCGUCACCGCAGAGCUCAAUGCUAGGGUCGACGAAUAUUCCUCUAGUCGCGAUAUUUCCAUACAUGUCGGCACGUACAACCUCAACGGAAAACUCCCUGGCGAGUCUCUCAUUCCAUGGCUAUUCCCCGAUGGCGAGGAUCGAGAGCCCGACAUCUUUGCCAUAGGAUUCCAAGAGAUUGUGCAGCUGACGCCGCAGCAGAUCCUCAUGACUGAUCCGGACAAGAUUCGUACCUGGGAGGCCAAGAUCAUGGAAACAAUCGCGCGGAGAAGCGGCGGACGCUCCCGCUACGUUCUGCUUCGCAGCGAACAGCUCGUAGGAACUGCACUCGUGAUUCUCAUCAAAGAAGAGCUCAUCAACGAUGUCCGGCUCGUCGAAGCCGCGACGCGUAAGACGGGUCUCAAAGGUAUGAGCGGCAAUAAAGGAGGCGUCGCAAUCCGCAUGGAUUACUUCGACACUGCCAUCUGCUUUGUCACCGCCCAUUUUGCUGCAGGCCAUUCCGCGUGGGAAGAGAGGAACGCCGACUAUUGGACCAUCACACGUGGUCUCUCGUUCGCACGCGGCAAGACUGUUGGCAGUCACGACCAUGUCAUCUGGCUUGGUGACUUCAACUAUCGCAUCGAUCUAACAAACGACGCUGUUCGCUCUAUGCUAGCGCGCGAGGACCUUGUUGGGCUCUAUUCACGGGACCAGCUUCAUCGCAGCAAAGACGCCGGCGAAGUGUUCCCUGGGUACGAGGAAGGGUCUAUCACGUUUGCACCCACCUACAAGUAUGACAACGGUUCUGACCAGUACGAUUCAUCUGAAAAACAGCGAAUCCCCGCGUGGACCGAUCGCAUCCUGUUUCGCGGGCUUGACCUACGUCAGCUGAGCUAUUCGCGGGCCGAGCUGAGGACCAGCGACCACAGACCCGUUUAUGCCAGCUUUGUUGGGCCCGUCCGCAUCGUGGAUCAUCUGAAGCGCAACGAAAUACGGAAGCAGCUACUGCAGGCGAACAAGGCCGUCAUCGGACUCGCGGGCGGAGGAGACGAGUCAUCGGAUUGUUCCGACGACGAAAGUCUCCCCGAUCCUUCUGAUGAACACCAGCAAUGGUGGAACCAGUCGAUGUCCAUGUCCGAAGGUGACAGUAGUGAAGACGAGAGUCUUGGGCUCUCGAAUCCUUUCCGCCAAGAUAAUGCGGAGGGUCCAAAGUGGACGCAGAAUUCCUCCCAAGUUGCCACCAAAUCUCGAACCACGAAGCUGUCGCUUGGUAGCAGAGCAGGCUCGGAACGCGCUCCUGAGCGAAUUAGCUCAACACCGGCUUCUCCUACUCUAACAUCAAGCACCAAUGAGGCUAGCCCGGCCUUUGCGGGAGCGCCUUUGCAUAAAACGAUAUCGACGUCGCCCACCGUUGGCAGGAGGAUUGUUUCAGGACCUGCAAUGCUGGCCAACGGACGAUCUGCUCCACCUCCAAUCCCCACCAAGCCGACGACUGCGGCAACUAGCAUCAGUGGGAGCGGUGCGACUUUGCCGGCAUGCUCAAAGUCGUCGUCUCCUGCGCCACCGGAGUUGCCCAAGAGACCUGGCAUGGGUUCGCGAUCUACGUCCUAUUCAUCGGUCAAGUCUCGCAAGAGUCUCUUGGACGAUAGCGAUUGA